Molecule: messenger RNA, 1746 nt
Organism: Styela clava
Lineage: Eukaryota; Metazoa; Chordata; Ascidiacea; Stolidobranchia; Styelidae
Source: RefSeq, a predicted model, not a curated record
UUCACUAGUGGACUACUAUAAAUUUAAAAGAGCCUACAUAGCUAUAGCCUACAGGCCUACUAGACUUACUAUUUCAGUGUCACAAGAUUCAAUUUACACAACAGCACAAAGAGGAUCCAACAUAUAAUCUAUCUGACACAUUGAUAGAUACUGAGAUAAUGAGUUUAAGCAGGAAGAAGUGACUAAAAUGCUUGUUUACUUGUUCUGUUCUUUCAAAACCAUCAUUCCGAUUCAAAAUAUUUGAGCAAAUGCUGAUAUCUUAUUUUAGUGUUGCCUAUUUCAGUACCGUAUUCGCUAUUUCAGGUUUUUAGGAACUACAGGGCUAAUUUUUGAUUACUGCAACUAAACUAAAACUCCUCCGAAGGCGAACUGAAUUUUGAGUUAUUCAAUUUAUGCCUAAAUUCAAGAUUCUCAGAUAGCAAUGCAGUAAUGUAUAAAAAUAUGCCUAAGUCAGUGAGUGCAGGAGUAACAAUGCGUCUAAAUGGCUGAACAAAUCUCAAUUUUUUGUCACCUUUGACAUCUUGCUGAUUUUCGAAGGACGAUUUGGACCUUAUGGCUCGCGAAAAAAACGAGUGCACGUGGGAUAAAUGUUGUCACACCAAUGAGAUGGUUGCUUUGCACAGGUUUACCAAUAUUACUCGCAAUUCGGGGUUUACACAAACACAGCUUAUCACUUUCUGGUGCUAUUGCAGCUUUAUUUGUUGGUUUCACAUUGACGAUUGCAAACUAUUGUUUUAUGACUUCAAUGAUUGUGUUCUUCUUGACUUCAUCAAAGUUGACAAAAUUCAAGGCAGAUAAAAAGAGAGUGCAGGAGGAAGAUUAUAAAGUUGGAGGAUCACGAAAUUGGAUUCAGGUUCUUUGCAAUGGUGGAUUUCCAUCAGCUAUGGCAAUUCUUUACAUGAUGGAUUAUGGGAUUGGUGAAUCACCUAUAAAAUUCAGCGAACAUGGAUUCUAUGUCAGUUCAUGGCUUUCAGUCGCUGUGCUCGGCAGCAUUUCUUGUGCGUGUGGUGAUACCUGGGCAUCAGAAGUCGGUUCUGUUAUGGGUGAUGGAAGUACAAUUCUAGUAACUACGUGGAAGAAAGUUCCUCCAGGUACAAAUGGAGGAAUAACAUCAGUUGGUACAGUAGCAAGUGCCUUCGGUGGCCUGAUAAUUGGAAUUACAUAUUAUCUAACAAUGUACUUGACAUGCCCUGUCGAAAGCCAACAAUGGCCCAUAAUAUUCACUGGGAUGAUAUCAGGAUUGUUUGGUUCAUUUAUUGAUUCAUUAUUCGGUGCAACCUUGCAGUAUUCAGGUUUCAAUGACAUCACGAAAAAGAUAUCGAAUUCUCCAGGGCAAGACGUCAGAUGGAUUAGUGGGGUUAAUAUUAUGGACAAUCAUGCUGUUAAUGCCAUAACUUGCUUCAUUUCUGGCUUUACUGCGCCUGUUAUAUUUAGGAUCAUCUGUCUGGUGUUAACAUGACAAGGUUAAUAAUAUUGUGCGAUCUACCAAUUUUAUGAUGUAUUGGCCAUCCAUUGCACAGAUAAGCACUAGUGAUUGAUGCCUCUACAAGUGAGAAUUUUGUGAAUUCUGUUGUUCCAUUGCCAAGACUAUUGUACUAUCAAAUUAAGUUGAUUUACAUCUCAGACAUCAAUAAUGUGAUUUAAAUUAUAUUGCACACUUUAUUCAUUUUAAAAAAUUCAUGUACUCAACCGUUAAAAUUUGUAAAUCCAUGACAUUUGUUCCUGUAAGACCAGUUUUUAACAAGG